This is a messenger RNA of Neodiprion virginianus, 4053 nucleotides long. RefSeq names its product H(+)/Cl(-) exchange transporter 7 (gene ClC-b). The transcript is spliced from 12 exons. Bases 275 to 2692 code for a protein of 805 amino acids. Gene Ontology annotation, biological process: transmembrane transport; chloride transport. NCBI's taxonomy places the organism in Eukaryota, Metazoa, Arthropoda, Insecta, Hymenoptera, Diprionidae. The record is from RefSeq and is a predicted model, not a curated record. Gene Ontology annotation, cellular component: intracellular membrane-bounded organelle; lysosomal membrane. Gene Ontology annotation, molecular function: voltage-gated chloride channel activity.
CGUAUGAAUGUUGAAUCACGCGGUGAAGUCCCUGCAAUGACGCAAUAUGCUUUUAUCGGGGUUAGAGACUCGCACAUUGCGUAGUUCCUUCUGGUUCCCUGUCAAUCGCAAGCUGUAUAACAGAACAGGUGUACAGAUCGUGUGCUGUCAAAUGAAGUGUCACCCACGUGAUUUUUGAACAAAUGUUGAACGUCGCUCUCAAUAAUGUGCCGCUUGACUGUUGUCGUAAUUUCUUAAUUUUUAAACUGGCAGAAAACGAUCUCUAAAGAAAACCAUGGAGCAAGACGAACCAACGGUCUCGAACGUAACCAUAAACGAUAGUGUUGACUUUUCGACCGACGACUUUGAUAAACUUUUAAAACCGCCUAGGAAUAAUUUUCAUUCUUAUUUAAACGAAGACGUCAGCGUCAGAUUUCCGAGAACGAGGACCAACCAUAAUGCUACUUUAUCCAGUGCCUCCGAAUGCACAAAUCACAUGUCGUUUACAAGGCUUUCAUCAGAGGCAAUACUCCCUGGGGCCAUGAACUACCUUUCGGCCAAUUAUGAGAGUCUUGAUUAUGACACCUGUGAAAAUCAAUUACUGUUAGAUGAAGAAAGAAAAAAGGGAUACAAAUUUGUGGUCAAGAAAAAUGUUGCACGAUGGUUUAUUUUCUUACUCAUCGGAAUUUUCACCGCUCUUAUUGCAUGCUUUGUCGACAUAUCUAUUAGUGAGGCGUCAAAACUGAAGUAUAACUCAUUAAAAAAAUGUAUUGACCAAUGCAUUUCUCAAAACUGUUUAUGGUUGCCAUAUCUCCUCUGGCUAGUCAUGAACUUAGUACCAGUUUUAAUAGGCUCUAUCUUAGUGGCAUAUGUCGAACCUGUAGCAGCCGGCAGUGGGAUUCCACAAAUUAAAUGCUACUUGAACGGAGUUAAAGUGCCAAGGGUUGUCCGAAUCAAAACGUUAGUUGUAAAAAUGAUCGGGGUCAUUUGCACUGUGGUUGGUGGCCUAGCUGGAGGAAAGGAGGGACCAAUGAUACAUUCUGGAGCGGUUGUGGCGGCAGGCAUUUCGCAAGGCAAAAGUACAACUUUCAAAAAAGAUUUUGGAAUUUUUAAGUAUUUCCGAGAGGAUCACGAGAAACGAGAUUUUGUAUCAGGAGGUGCAGCGUCAGGUGUAUCUGCAGCGUUUGGAGCACCAAUCGGUGGCGUGUUGUUUAGUAUCGAAGAAGGCACCAGUUUUUUUAAGCAAAGUUUGACCUGGAGAACUUUUUUCGCUAGCAUGAUAACAACUUUUACGAUGAACAUAAUUCUUAGUGCAUAUCAUGGACAUCCAGGUGAACUAUCCUAUCCAGGAUUGAUAAACUUGGGAAAAUUUGAUGAAAUACCGUAUCAAUUCUAUGAAAUACCAUUGUUCAUGAUAAUUGGAACAUUGGGGGGAGUUCUUGGAGCACUUUGGAAUCACGUCAAUUACAAAAUUUCAUGCUUUCGGCUGCGGUUUAUAAAAACGAAUUGGAUAAAAGUGCUCGAAGCCUUGUUUAUAGCAGUUCUGAGUGCCACCCUUGGAUUCCUGAUGAUUUAUUUUAUUGAUGAUUGCAAGAGUACAGAAGAGUUCUCUAUGGAUUUUCCUAUUCAAAUGUAUUGUGAGGAUGGAAAAUACAGUGCAGUUGCUGCUCUCUGGUUUCAAACUCCUGAAAGUAGCGUUAACUCACUGUUUCAUGAUUCCAAAGGUUCCCAAAAUGAUGAAACACUGGUUAUCUUCGUAAUCUUGUACUUUCUCUUGGCUGCUUGCACUUUCGGUCUUUCUAUGUCGAGUGGUCUCUUCAUCCCUUCACUUUUGAUUGGCGCUGCCUGGGGUAGAUUAGUUGGAUCCGGCCUUUCCAAGUUGUGGCCCAACUGUGAGAUCUUUGAUCCAAGAAAAUAUGCAUUAUUAGGUGCAGCUGCUCAGCUUGGCGGUGUAGUUAGAAUGACAAUCAGCUUGACCGUAAUUCUUAUAGAGGCAACUGAUGGAAUAUUCUUUGGUCUUCCACUUAUUAUUGUACUCUUAAUGGCCAAAUGGGUUGGUGAUUUCUUCAAUGAGGGUAUCUACGAUAUUCACAUACAAAUGACCGGAGUACCCAUAUUACCAUGGGAACCACCACCGUUAUCAAACAAUAUUUAUGCAAGUGAAAUAAUGAGUCAUCCUGUGGUUACACUGAAAACUGUUGAAAACGUCGGCCAUAUAGUCGAGCUUCUGAAAUGUGUUUCAUUUAACGGAUUUCCUGUUGUUGACCCACCAACGAGUGAUCAGGAAGAAAUAAAUUCCUACGGGCGGUUCAGAGGCUUGAUUUUGCGAUCUCAGCUAAUUGUUUUACUACAGAAUAAAAUAUACAAUGAAUACAGUGAAUAUUGGGAUGAAUUUCUGAACAUCGAAAUGUUCAGAAGCGAGUAUCCUCGAUAUUCUACUAUUGACCAUGUCAACGUUACUGCAGACGAAAAAACCUACAAUAUGGAUUUACGACCCUUUAUGAAUCCAUCACCGUAUACAGUUCAACAUUCUGCCACUUUACCACGGGUAUUCAGGCUCUUCAGGGCCUUGGGACUGCGCCACCUACCAAUAGUCAAUGAUACAAAUGAGGUGAUUGGAAUGGUGACCAGAAAGGACAUCGCCCGAUUUCGAAUUUGGAGGCAUCAGGGGCGAAUGGGUUUAGAUGAACUUUUAAUAUCAGAUAAACUCUAAUAUUCUGACGAAUAUUAUUGUGAUACUGUUGUUCCACUAUUCUGUUAAACUUUUAGACAUGAGUUUGCACAAAUUGAGUAGAAGGACCACAAGUUUGUCAAAGGUUGCAGCCCACGAAACUCAAUCAUCUCAAACAAUAGCUUAAUCAUAAAGGACUCUAUAUAACCAGGCCCAAAAAACAUUACAUCGAAGUUAGCGGACAGAGUUAGCUGAAUGCACUACCAUCGUUCACAAUGCGGCAGUGAGGAUUAACAAUCAAAAUUUCAGCAAAUGUCUGGGAAAAAUAAUACAAUCAUAAAAUGAUGUGUGUUAAACUCUAUCACAUUAUCCUGUGUACCAAAAGUUCUGCAUUUUUGGCUAUUAACUCUACUCUGACUACUGGUUUCAGGUUUAUCGAGGAAAACAUGACAAUUUUGUAGAUUGCAGAUUGGCAGGUAGAUUUUCUGUAGCAAACACUAUACUUUCAUGUAUGAGACCUUUCAUCGUCAAGUUUAAGAUACCUGAGAAAUGUUUACCUGAAUACACAUGUGUUGAAUUCUUCAAUUUAGUCAGAUUCAGUGAUCACUGAUCACGGAUUCAAAUGGUUCCCUAGAUUUUUUAGAUUUUUUCACAGAUGUGUAUUGCGAUAAAUAGACAUUAAUGUUUUCCAAUUUUCGCAUACUAGUCUCGCAUGUACGCGCCACGCGUGUCUUCUGCACAUCGUCAAGAAAGAGCGCUUUUCUUGUUUGAAAUUUAACCAAUUUUGAUACAGGCAUACUUAAUUGAAACAUGAAACAGAUUUUUUGACCACAACAGGUAACAUAUCAUCAAUGCAAAUCAUACAUACAAACUAUAACAUAGACACAAUUAGGAAAUACUUUUUACAAUAAAAGUAAAAAAAAAUAUACAACCAUCAUUAUUGGUGAUAGGGCUCUGGAUACGAAGGUCAGAACUUAAGGGUAAUAUUAGAAUAAUAUAUAGAAAAGAGCAAUCAUUAUAGCUUUAUUAUUUAUUUGGAUCUUCUACAACAUUAAUUAUUGAUAAAUAAUUCCCAGCCUAGCCAAGACCAAAGCUUAAAGAAUAAGUGUACAGGUACAAGUACCAACAAGAGAAGAAAGUAGUAUUCAAAUGUUGUAACAUACAUUUUAUCCACUUGUUUCACGUUGAUAGUUUAUUAUCAUAUAACUUGGAUAUGUUAUAUUUUUUACAACUGCAUCAUACUGAAGUUUAGAUACGGCAUGCAAUUAUUAUAGAAAGAAUUGGUCGUAAGAUGCGUAGUUGAUAUUAUCUGUAAAAAAGAAAGGCACAACUUCCAUGAAAUGUUGCUUAGCCAUUUAACUUUAAGUACUAAACGUAAAUAAAGUUAUAUUUUCAAUUAUUAA